AAGAUGUUGAAGUCGCGAUGAAAUUUUGAUAAGCGGAGAUUGUGGGCGGAAGUCUUGGCAUUCGCUUAGAUAAGGUUACGGGUGAUGACUAACCAAGUCUGGAGGCUCCCAUCCAACUCCCAUUUUGAUAAUCGCGACAAACAAUCAUUGCCGUACAUCUACAAUAUUAUAAUACUGGAUAUUUUGUUUUAUCCCCCCCCUUGAGGAAUUCCUGUUUCCCCGCUUCUCUGUGUGCGCCUGGCAGAAAGGACCACAUUGCUGCCAAAGGAAGGAGGAAGAAGAAAAUACAUACUUACAUUCCGCAUGGCGCACGGUUCUCUUCCGCCGCUGGCCCCCUUCCCCCCCGCCACAGUCCGAAACAUCCUCCAGAAUGAGGAAUGGACCGCCUGUUUAGAUGCCUGGAUAGCUCUUCUUGAGCUGCGCUUGAAGAUACCCAAGGACGAAUUUCAAUCAUUAAUUCCCAAAGAUGAUUCAUCGCGCAUCUUCCUGGCAUCCUUCUUCCAGGAGGCGGCAGCUGGAGAUGGCCUAGGUGCCGAUGCAAAAUUGAAAACACUAAGACGGCUAUGUUUUCUUCUUACAAGGAGACAGCUGUUAGAGGUUCAUCCGCCGCCUGCUGAGCUUCUAGAUUGGGAAUUUCUUGCAUCCUUUUGCCGCGUGUAUGUUUCUAGUCCUGCCAUGAGGACGCUUUUGGCUCAGUUAUGGGAUCAAGAAUCGCAAGCUCUUACCACCAGAAUUGAAAAGGGCAAAGCGCUGGUUAUGAAUGAUCUAUCAACUUCUAAGGCCGCAGACGGCAUAGCGAGGGCAGACACACAUCUGCGAUCGCUUACCUUCCUGGCAUUGGCGGUUCCCACCGCCGGUCUUGUUCUGAUGACCGGCUCUGAUUAUAUUGAUACGCUCUUUGAUGCAUAUUGCAAUAAUCGUAACAUGAACGCAACUUUCAAUAAGACUAUUGUGGCCAAUGCCUACGUGGGCUUUGCGUCGCUGCUGAAGUUGGAGCCCCCUGCGACGUCUCUACUCCUGGAUCAGCUAUUCAGUCUGAAAUCCUCUGCUAAAGUGGACGUGAAGGGAACCAAGAGGAACCCAACACUGUUAUCUGAUAUAAUAUGCAGUACCAAUUUAUUAGGGAAAAUGGAGGUACUUUUUGCGGGCGCGAGCCAGAAACGAGGGCAGAAUCUCGUCUCUUCGCUGCGCGCAUAUCAAUCUGAGUGUAGUGCCUUUCACAGCCGGUACCAGCGCGUUAAAAGGAGAAAAUAUAAAGGAAAAGGUCGUGCGGAUGAUGCAGUCGAAAUCGACGCGCAUGCCCAGGAUAUCCGCAUCCAUAAAAUGGCCCUAGUAACUCAAGUCCAUGACCUAUUCCCGCACCUAGGCACCGGGUAUAUUGCCAAACUUCUCGACCAUUACGGCGACAACGUCGAAACCGUCGUCUCACAUCUCCUCGAAGAUUCUCUAGCUCCCCAGCUCCAAGACCUCAACGUCUCAGAAGAACUUCAGCAACCACACGGAACUUCAUCUUCGCCUCACAGCCACCUAGCACCAAAACCCACACCACCACUCCCACCCUCCAUCCCCCCAUCCCAACCACAAUCACAACCACAACCUCAAGCACAUUCCACCAUCCCCCAGCGCAAAAACAUCUUCGACAACGCCGAUCUAACCCGCCACACGACCCCCGCCGGAUCCCUCCGCUACGGCCGCGCAAACCCCCACCAAACUGCCGACGACCUCCUUUCCCAGAAACCCACCAGGGCAAACAAAGCCGCCAUCCUCUCCGCUCUCGCCGCCUUUGACUCCGACGACGACGAGCGCGACGACACAUACGACAUGGCCGACGUGGGCGGCACCGUCGAUGCCGUCGUGCCCGGUGCAGACGUCGAUGCCGACGCCAUCGCCAACGCCGACAGACGGCCCGCAACUGCAUUUGCGUACGCUGACAUCGACCAAGCCCUCUACACCCACUACACGACCACACCAUCCCUCUUCGCGCGCGACGCCGGCACGCGCCGCUCAGCGCCGCGCGCGCAGUUGCGCGAGGAGACGGGGAUGACCGACGAGGCGAUCGAGGGGUGGGCGGUGAUGCUGGCGCGCGACCCGAAGCGGCUGGCGCGGAUGGAGCGGAGUUUUACGCUUGGUGCUGGGGGCGGGGGUCUGAAUCGACAGCCGGAGUUGGCGGCGACGGCGUAUCGGAGGCGGGAGGGCGGGGAGUCUGGGACGGGGACGGAGGGGGAGGAGACGGAUGGUGGGGGACGUGGCGGCGGCGGCGGCGGUGGUGGUGGUGGUGGGAGGGGACGGGGAGGGAGAGGGCAUGGUAGAGGUGGUGGUGGGGGUAGGGGUGGUAGAGGGGGCGGGGCCAAUGUAGCUGGCCCUUCUGGUGAGCGGGAUACUGCGAUGGCGAGACGGCGGAAGGAUGCGAGUAAGGGGAGUCGGGCGAAUCAUAAUCGGCGGGAUCAGAGGGCGAAGAAGAUGGCGAGGGGGGGAUUGUAAUGGCAAUAUGUUGGUGGGGUUGGCGCUCCCUUUUGUUUAUACUUCGUAACAUAUAUUAAGGGCACAUGUGGUCAUUGUAAAUAUAAAUAAGACUGUUUUGUACUAUCAUCUUGUCAUGUCUAUGAAAUAUAGAUGGGUGUGGAUGGGAUACAUAUAUGCAUCAACAUAUAUAUGUCUCUAUCUAACCGAUCUUCUAGUGUAUGUACGUGCCCGGGUAUGUAACAGAUUGUUGUGCAGUGCACGACGCUUCGCGACUGUAUAGCUCAAGAAGCGCCAAAUAAAUUCCCAAAAGAACAAAUUAAAAUCAACAAGUGGCACACAUACAAAACAGCCAGCGAUAAACACAGCAGAGUCGAAAAAAAAAGAGAGAGAGAGAGAGAAACCCGCGAACCGACGAGCAGAGAUUCCAACAUUAAGGAAACGACACAACAAAACCAGACGCCUCCAAAAACACAGCCUGAUCAUAUCAACAAAAAAAGCUAAGCAACACUGUCUAGACA
Molecule: messenger RNA, 2981 nt
Organism: Blastomyces gilchristii SLH14081
Lineage: Eukaryota; Fungi; Ascomycota; Eurotiomycetes; Onygenales; Ajellomycetaceae
Product: CUE domain-containing protein
Exons: 1
Coding region: 304-2481 (725 amino acids)
Molecular function (GO): ubiquitin binding
Source: RefSeq, a predicted model, not a curated record